This is a messenger RNA of Anolis carolinensis (green anole), 7280 nucleotides long. It is a transcript of the gene chd3, whose product is annotated as chromodomain helicase DNA binding protein 3. The record is from RefSeq and is a predicted model, not a curated record. Gene Ontology annotation, cellular component: nucleus; chromatin. The transcript is spliced from 40 exons. Bases 418 to 6495 code for a protein of 2025 amino acids. Gene Ontology annotation, molecular function: ATP binding; ATP hydrolysis activity; chromatin binding. Gene Ontology annotation, biological process: chromatin remodeling; negative regulation of transcription by RNA polymerase II. Lineage: Eukaryota; Metazoa; Chordata; Lepidosauria; Squamata; Anolidae.
GAGAAGGGGGGUCAAUAUAUAUAUAUAUAUAUAUACACCUCCUGAGGAGGAAGAAAGAAAAAAGGGAGGGAUUGAAGAGAGAGAGAGAAGGGGGGAAAAGGGGGGGCAUUUUUGUUUUAAAAAUAAUUUAAAGGCGGCCAUUUUUGUUUCUUUUUUUUCUUCUUCUGGUGGGAAUAAUAUUAUAUCCCUCAGAAUUUAAAUAUAUCUUUACACCCUCAUUAUUAUUGAGAGAAGAACCAUUUCCAGAAGUUGGAAAGGAGUUGUUUUUAAAGAAGAUUAUUAUUUUAAUUUUUUUUUUAAAAAAAAGGAGUUUGAGAAGAAGGCAAGAGGCGAAUUGGGGGUCGUGCCCCCCGCCUCGACUUCCACGUUUUGGUCUUUUCCCCCCGUUCUUGUUUUUCCUUUUCCCUCAGCGCCACCAUGGCUUCUCCUCUGAGGGAAGACGACGACGAGGAGGAGGAGAUGGUGGUGUCUGAGGCGGAGGGCGACGAGGACGGCGACGAGGAGGAGGAAGAGGAGGAGGAAGAAGAAGCAGAAGCAGGAGAAGCCGCCAAGAGGGACAACAGCCACAGCAGCCCGGGCGGCGCCGACAUCUUCCCGCUUGCAGCACCAGCAGAGCCGCCGCCAGACGAAGAGGAAAAGGAGUUGCGCAAUCCAGAGAGCCCCCUUGUCAUCAAGAAGAAGAAGCGAGGGCCCAAAAAGCAGAAAGAAAACAAGCCAGGGAAACCCAGGAAGCGCAAAAAAUUACUCAGUGAAGAUGAGUUUGAAUCAGACCGAGAAGAGUAUCGGGCCAAGUCGGAGAGUGGCGGCAGCGAUUAUGGAGGAGUGGGGAAGAAGAAGCGAAGGAAGCACCGGGAGAAGAAGGAGAAAAAGACCAAGCGGCGGAAAAAGUCGGAAGAAGAUGGAGUGCAAAAGCCAAAGGUGGAACAGAAAUCCUCUGCUCAGCUGCUCAUGACCUGGGGACUGGAGGAUGUCGAUCAUGUCUUCACUGAAGAGGACUAUCACACCCUGACAAAUUACAAAGCUUUCAGCCAGUUUAUGAGGCCUCUUAUUGCCAAAAAGAACCCCAAGAUUCCAAUGUCCAAAAUGAUGACCAUCAUGGGAGCCAAAUGGCGGGAAUUCAGUGCCAACAACCCCUUCAAAGGGUCAACAGCAGCUGUGGCUGCCGCUGCAGCCGCUGCUGCCGCUGCAGUAGCUGAACAAGUGUCGGCUGCAGUGGCAGCUGUCACCGCUUCACCUGAGCCACUGCAACCUUCAACUCUGCUGCAAACACCUUCACAGCCUCUUCCAAUCCGCAAAGCCAAAACCAAAGAAGGUAAAGGUCCAGGCCACAAGAAGCGGAGCAAGAGCCCUCGUGUGCCAGAGGUGAAAAGGAAGAUGAAGGGCAAGAAGAUGGCGCCACUAAAGAUCAAGCUGGGCAUGAUUGGCGGCAAGCGCAAGAAGAGCAGCUCAGGUGAUGAGGUGGGAGAGCCAGAAGAAGAAUCGGACCCCGACAACUCCAGUGUUCACAGCUCCUCGGUGCGUUCAGACAGUUCAGGCAGGGUCAAGAAAGCCAAGCGGGGUAGGCCUGGGCGGAAGAAGAAGAAAGUUGCUGGCGAGGAAGAGGCGGACGGCUACGAGACCGACCACCAGGACUACUGCGAGGUGUGUCAGCAGGGCGGGGAGAUCAUCCUCUGCGACUCCUGUCCCAGAGCUUACCACCUGGUGUGCCUGGACCCGGAGCUAGACAAGGCCCCUGAGGGGAAGUGGAGCUGCCCCCACUGUGAGAAAGAAGGGGUGCAGUGGGAGCCCAAGGAGGAAGAGGAUGAAUAUGAAGGGGAGAUGGAUGAUGCUGAGAAGGAGGAGGAGGAUGACCACAUGGAGUACUGCCGGGUCUGUAAGGACGGCGGCGAGCUCUUGUGCUGUGACGCUUGCAUCUCCUCCUACCACAUCCACUGUCUCAACCCACCGCUUCCUGAGAUCCCUAAUGGGGAAUGGCUGUGUCCCCGCUGCACGUGUCCCAUGCUAAAGGGCCGGGUACAGAAAAUUCUCCACUGGCGAUGGGGGGAGCCUCCAACGCCAGUUGCGCUGCCCCCGCCCUCUGAGGACAACCCAGAUGAGCCUCCGCCCAAGGCGAUGAAGGGGCGCUCGGAGCGGGAGUUCUUCGUCAAGUGGUGCGGCCUGUCCUAUUGGCACUGCUCCUGGAUAAAGGAAUUGCAGCUCGAGAUCUUCCACCUGGUGAUGUACAGGAAUUACCAACGAAAGAAUGAUAUGGAUGAGCCCCCGCCACUGGACUACGGCUCUGGUGACGAUGAUGGCAAGAGUGAGAAGAGGAAGAUCAAGGACCCUCUGUAUGCCGAGAUGGAGGAGAAGUACUACCGCUAUGGCAUCAAGCCUGACUGGAUGACCGUCCAUCGCAUCAUAAAUCACAGCAUUGACAAAAAGGGCAACUAUCACUACUUGGUGAAAUGGCGUGACCUUUCCUAUGACCAGUCCACCUGGGAGGAGGAUGAGAUGCCAAUCCCCGAGUAUGAAUACCUCAAACAGGCCUACUGGUUCCAUAGAGAGCUGAUUAUGGGCGAAGACCCUGCCCAACCCAGGAAGUACAAGAAGAAGAAAAAGGAACUACCCUCGGAGGACCCUCCUAACUCUCCCACAAAUGAUCCAACCGUGAAGUAUGACAGCCAGCCCCGCUUCAUCACGUCCACGGGGGGCACGCUACACAUGUAUCAGCUGGAAGGCCUCAACUGGCUGCGGUUCUCUUGGGCCCAGAGCACAGACACCAUCCUGGCUGACGAGAUGGGCCUUGGCAAGACCAUCCAGACCAUUGUCUUUUUGUACUCACUAUACCGGGAGGGCCACACCAAGGGGCCUUUCCUGGUCAGCGCCCCCCUGUCCACCAUCAUCAACUGGGAGCGGGAGUUUCAGAUGUGGGCCCCCAAUUUCUACGUCGUGACCUACACGGGGGACAAGGACAGCCGUUCCAUCAUCCGGGAGCAUGAGUUUUCCUUCGAGGACAAUGCCAUGAAAGGCGGAAAGAAGGCCUUCAAGAUGAAGAGAGAAGCCCAGGUGAAGUUCCACGUCCUCCUGACCUCGUAUGAACUGGUCACCAUUGACCAGGCUGCCUUGGCCUCCAUCCGGUGGGCCUGCCUUGUGGUGGAUGAAGCUCACCGGCUCAAAAACAACCAGUCUAAGUUUUUCAGGGUGUUAAAUGGCUAUAAGAUCGAUCACAAGCUGUUGCUCACUGGGACUCCGUUGCAAAACAACCUGGAGGAGCUCUUUCAUCUGCUGAAUUUCCUGACUCCAGAGAGAUUCAACAACUUGGAAGGGUUCCUGGAAGAGUUUGCUGACAUCUCCAAGGAGGACCAGAUUAAGAAGCUCCACGACCUCUUGGGCCCCCACAUGUUGCGCCGCCUCAAGGCUGACGUCUUCAAGAACAUGCCGGCCAAGACAGAGCUCAUUGUCCGAGUGGAGCUCAGCCCCAUGCAGAAGAAAUACUAUAAAUAUAUAUUGACUCGCAACUUUGAAGCGCUGAACUCCCGUGGUGGUGGCAACCAGGUGUCGCUACUGAACAUCAUGAUGGACUUGAAGAAAUGCUGCAACCACCCCUACCUCUUCCCUGUUGCUGCAAUGGAAUCUCCGAAGCUGCCAAGCGGUGCCUACGAAGGGGGUGCUCUCAUCAAAUCCUCUGGGAAACUGAUGCUGUUACAGAAGAUGUUGAGAAAACUGAAGGAGCAGGGCCACCGUGUGCUCAUCUUCUCUCAGAUGACAAAAAUGCUGGAUCUUCUUGAGGACUUCCUGGACUAUGAAGGAUACAAGUAUGAGCGGAUCGAUGGGGGCAUCACAGGGGCCCUGCGGCAAGAAGCAAUUGAUAGGUUUAAUGCUCCUGGAGCUCAGCAGUUCUGUUUCCUGCUGUCCACAAGGGCUGGUGGUUUGGGCAUCAACCUGGCCACUGCCGACACAGUUAUCAUCUUUGAUUCAGACUGGAACCCUCACAAUGAUAUCCAGGCCUUCAGCCGAGCCCAUCGUAUUGGCCAGGCGAACAAGGUGAUGAUCUACCGCUUUGUGACGCGAGCCUCAGUGGAGGAGCGGAUUACUCAGGUGGCCAAGCGCAAGAUGAUGCUGACGCACUUGGUGGUCCGCCCCGGACUGGGCUCCAAGUCAGGGAGCAUGUCCAAGCAGGAGCUGGAUGAUAUCCUCAAGUUCGGCACCGAGGAACUCUUCAAAGACGAAAACGAGGGGGAAAACAAAGACGAAGACAGCAGUGUCAUCCACUAUGACAAUGAAGCUAUUGCCCGGCUCUUGGACCGUAACCAGGACGCCACAGACGAUGCCGAUGUUCAGAACAUGAACGAAUACCUCAGCUCCUUCAAAGUGGCACAGUAUGUGGUUCGGGAGGAGGACAAGAUUGAGGAGAUUGAGCGGGAGAUCAUCAAGCAGGAGGAGAACGUGGACCCCGACUACUGGGAGAAGCUCUUGCGGCACCAUUAUGAGCAGCAGCAGGAAGACUUGGCUCGCAACCUGGGGAAAGGGAAGAGGGUGCGCAAACAAGUCAACUACAACGAUGCCGCCCAGGAGGACCAAGACAAUCAGUCUGAGUAUUCGGUGGGCUCUGAAGAGGAGGACGAAGACUUUGACGAGAGGCCAGAAGGUCGCAGACAGUCCAGGCGGCAGCUUCGGAACGAGAAGGACAAGCCGCUCCCUCCUCUCCUGGCACGGGUCGGUGGGAACAUUGAGGUGCUGGGCUUCAACACCCGUCAACGCAAGGCCUUCCUGAAUGCUGUCAUGCGCUGGGGCAUGCCUCCCCAGGACGCCUUCACCUCCCAGUGGCUGGUCCGGGAUUUGCGGGGCAAAACUGAGAAAGAAUUUAAGGCAUAUGUCUCUCUGUUCAUGAGGCAUCUCUGUGAGCCUGGGGCAGACGGUUCGGAGACUUUUGCGGAUGGGGUGCCCAGGGAAGGGCUCUCAAGGCAGCAGGUCCUGACCCGGAUAGGCGUCAUGUCUCUCGUGAAGAAAAAGGUGCAAGAGUUUGAACAUAUCAAUGGGCGCUGGAGUAUGCCCGAACUGAUGCCAGACCCCAGUGCUGACUCCAAAAAGUCCUCCCGAGCUUCGUCCCCCACCAUCAAGACCUCCACCACGACCCCAGACCCCAGUUGCACCAAUACGCCUUGCACCUCCAAGCCAGCAACCCCGGCUCCGAGUGAUAAAGGGGACGGAGGGGUCCUGGCAGAAAGGGAAGAUUCAGAGGCCAAAGAUGAGAAGCUGGAGAAGGAAGCCAAGGGAGGCGAGAAGAUGGAGAUAGAGCCUUCAGUCCCUGAACAGACCAUUGGUGCCACAUUCUCAGGUGAAAAAAUGGAGCUGGAAUCAUUAAAAAAGCCUGAGGAGGAGGGAUCGGUGGCCCCUGGGGAGAAGGAGCCAGAAGCUGAGCCUCCCAUCAAGGAAGAGAAAGAAAAAAUGGAUGUUGAUUCAGAGAAACCUGUCGCAGAUGAGAAACCCCCAGAGAAUGACGAGAGUAAAGAGAAGGCUGAGGGGGAAAUGCAGGAGGUGAAGAAAGAAGAGCCGAAAGGCGAGAGGGAGCCAGGAAAAGACCUCAGAGCUAGCAGCAUCAAAGAUGAGAGCCGGAACAAUGGCAAGAAGGAGGAAAAGACAGAGAAACCCCGGUUCAUGUUCAACAUCGCUGAUGGCGGCUUUACGGAACUCCACACCUUGUGGCAGAACGAGGAGCGAGCGGCCAUCUCCUCCAGUAGGCUGAAUGAGAUCUGGCACCGGCGACAUGAUUACUGGCUGCUGGCUGGCAUAGUCCUUCACGGUUACGCACGCUGGCAGGACAUCCAGAAUGACAACCAGUUUGCCAUCAUCAAUGAACCUUUUAAGACUGAAGCCAAUAAGGGCAACUUCUUGGAGAUGAAGAAUAAGUUUCUUGCCAGAAGGUUUAAGCUCCUGGAACAAGCCUUGGUGAUUGAGGAGCAGCUGCGCAGGGCGGCCUACCUGAACAUGACACAGGACCCCAGCCACCCAGCCAUGGCCCUCAACACCCGCUUUGCCGAGGUGGAGUGUCUGGCCGAGAGCCACCAGCACUUGUCCAAGGAAUCUCUGGCCGGCAACAAGCCUGCCAACGCCGUCCUGCACAAGGUGCUGAACCAGUUGGAGGAGCUUCUCAGCGACAUGAAGGCGGACGUGACCCGCCUGCCCGCCACGCUCUCCCGCAUCCCUCCGAUUGCCGCUCGCCUCCAGAUGUCCGAACGCAGCAUCCUUAGCCGCUUGGCAAGCAAAGGGAAUGAGACUCAAACUGCUCCGGCCUUCCCACCCGGACCAUAUGCCACUCCUCCCACCUUUGGAAGUUCUUUUGGUGCCACUCCUGGUGGGGCACUGCCCACCAUGGGCGCCAACUACAGCCAAAUGCCCACCGGCUCCUUCAUCACAGCCAACGGCCCUCCUGUGAUUGUGAAGAAGGAGAAAGAAGGUGAGAGCCUGGAGAAGAAGGAGGCGAAGAGCGGGGAGGUGAUUUGCAUAGACGACUGAGAGGCCGCCUGGCCUGCCUGGUCACUUCUGGACAGGUCCUGCCUUUGGCAGAAAGGACACACUCCCCUCCAGCCUCUCCGCUUUUUUAUUUCCUGACCACCUUGAUGGCUUUGCCUUGGGGGGAGCGUGGGUCAGUGACACCCACCUCGGCUCCCCUUGGCUUAAUUUUGUUGCCCCUCAAUUUUCUCUUCUUGGGUUUGGGGAGGUGGUCUCAUCAACCGGAGCAAAGUUUGGGGGUCAGGAGACACCAUUUCCAUUGUGAGCUGGAAAAGGAGGAACGGGGAUGAAAUUGGAACCACAGGUCUCCUGGGGCUCCAUCUUUUGGGUGUCCUGCCUGUGACAGGAGGGGAAGGGGGCAACCUGGCCUUGUGCCCUUGGCCCCCAGCAGUGCUGGAUCUUUGGGAAGCGCUGCCAAGUGACUCUAUAAAUAUGAAUAUAUAUAUAAUGUAUACACACUCAUCCUUUAUGUUUGAGAAAUACCCCCUUCCCACUUGUGUUUGAACUCUCUGUGGGCGAUCAUGGGGUGGACAUAGGAGGGGGACAUACUCCCUAGCGGUGUGCAAAGAAGAAGAACGCAGCGGUGUGAGGACCCCAUAAAGCCGUCUGGGGGAGUCAAAGGGGAGGGGGUGCCUCAUACCCUUCCGCCAUUCUUGGAAUUGGGCCUUUUUGAGGGGUGGGGAAGAGGCAGUUGCAGGGCCAAGCUGCACUCCUGCGUUUGUUGCUGAAUCUCAAGUCACUUCUUGUUUAAGCCUUGCCGAAUAAAGGCCGUUUCCUUGGCUACAUAA